Molecule: messenger RNA, 651 nt
Organism: Dentiscutata heterogama
Lineage: Eukaryota; Fungi; Glomeromycota; Glomeromycetes; Diversisporales; Gigasporaceae
Source: the annotation of a GenBank genome assembly
GAUGUAAAAUCAAACAUUAGUAUUUUCACCAAAAACGCAAAGGUGUCAGGGGAUAAAAUAAAUAUUACUACUAUAUGUGAUAAGAUACAAUAUAAAAACUUCAAACGUGGUUGGUGGAAGGUGAUCAACAAUAAAUUAAUUUUAUAUACCAAAUUUGUUACUAAACAUGAUGAUUCAAAAGUCUAUAAAUUUGAUAGCGAGAUAGACUGGAGUAAGAACACUUCUUGGGUAAGGCUUGGUGAUGGCACAUUAAAAUACAGAAACAUUGCUCUGAAACCCGUAGAUUUUGAGAAAGGUGGUAACAAACAGAUCAAAAAUUUCUUGAACCUCUAUUAUUCAAGGAAUUCUGAUAAGAAAAUAAAUGGAUGCUUCAAGUAUGUCAUUGUAGAACAACCAGGUAUCAAAGACAUGGCCCCGAAAAUGAGACUCAUUAAUGAGUUUGAUCCAAAUAUUUAUGAAAUCAAUGUGAUGCAUUAUUUUAAAAAGAAGAGUACGUUCUUAUCAGUCUGUCUAGGCAUGGAGGUUGAAGAUAUGGAAAUGUAUAUCAAACAAAAGAUUGACAAAUAUUACAAUCCUCAAACAUUGUCAAAUUAUGUGAAUGAAGUACAGAUGAAGAUUGACAUACCAGAUUUAUUCAUUCAUGAUCUGUGA